This is a messenger RNA of Lactuca sativa (garden lettuce), 549 nucleotides long. NCBI's taxonomy places the organism in Eukaryota, Viridiplantae, Streptophyta, Magnoliopsida, Asterales, Asteraceae. The record is from RefSeq and is a predicted model, not a curated record.
GGGAUGAAGCCAACCUUGGUGAAAUUGAAGCAAAUAAACAUGUAAGACAUAAAAUCACAGAACCCAAAACUCCAUAUCAUCCUAUGAUGCAUGAUACUGAUGGUAUUAUACAUAUCCCACAUUCCAUUAAAUUUAAAUUAAUUAUUAAUUUGUUAUGUAAAUUAAUUCAAGUGUUGUUGACUUGUUGUAGGAUCUUUAUCUCCUAUUGGGGGCUCUGAUAGUUUCCUUGAAGGAGAUGAUAACUGCAACAUCAGACUGAAUGUUGAUGCAAUUCGUUCAGCACUGAAUGAGAUGGCAUCUUCUAGUAGCAACAGUAACUCCCAUUCUGGAUGGACAUCUUCAGAUGAUGAAGAUGAAGCAGAUGUCAUGGAUCAUGAUCUAGGUGGGAAGAGUGCAAGAAGCUUUAGGGAGAAAAGAAAGGCGCACUAUGAUGAAUAUCGCAAAGUGAAAGAGUUACAGAAGAAGGAAUCAAUGAAAAAGGAUGAUGAAAAGCAAUCCAUUGUUGAUGGUGUGGGAGAUAUAAAUAUUAGUAUGCACUACAAAAGAUAA